Messenger RNA from Budorcas taxicolor (takin), 420 nucleotides. Its product is annotated as histone H3. NCBI's taxonomy places the organism in Eukaryota, Metazoa, Chordata, Mammalia, Artiodactyla, Bovidae. Bases 10 to 420 code for a protein of 136 amino acids. Gene Ontology annotation, molecular function: DNA binding; protein heterodimerization activity; structural constituent of chromatin. The transcript has a single exon. The record is from RefSeq and is a predicted model, not a curated record. Gene Ontology annotation, cellular component: nucleosome.
UGGUUCGCUAUGGCUCGUACAAAGCAGACUGCCCGCAAGUCGACCGGUGGCAAGGCCCCGCGGAAGCAGCUGGCCACCAAGGCGGCUCGCAAGAGCGCGCCGGCCACGGGCGGCGUCAAGAAGCCGCAUCGCUACCGGCCGGGCACCGUGGCCCUGCGGGAGAUCCGGCGCUACCAGAAGUCGACCGAGCUGCUGAUCCGCAAGCUGCCGUUCCAGCGGCUGGUGCGCGAGAUCGCGCAGGACUUCAAGACGGACCUGCGCUUCCAGAGCUCGGCCGUGAUGGCGCUGCAGGAGGCGAGCGAGGCCUACCUGGUGGGGCUGUUUGAAGACACGAACCUGUGCGCCAUCCACGCCAAGCGCGUGACCAUCAUGCCCAAAGACAUCCAGCUGGCUCGUCGCAUCCGCGGGGAGCGGGCUUAA